This is a messenger RNA of Medicago truncatula (barrel medic), 1244 nucleotides long. RefSeq lists its product as uncharacterized. The record is from RefSeq and is a predicted model, not a curated record. NCBI's taxonomy places the organism in Eukaryota, Viridiplantae, Streptophyta, Magnoliopsida, Fabales, Fabaceae. The transcript has a single exon. Bases 391 to 1119 code for a protein of 242 amino acids.
AAUUAGAUUGUGGUUGCAGUCACUAAUUUCCUCUAAUCAAGAACCACCUUUACUCACUUUAUUUACACUUUUUUUUUACCAAUUCAAAAUUUGCACAUAAAUAACAUUUUCUCUUUGAAAAAUCACACAUUCUUUUGUUUUCCUCUUUUGUUUCUACUCUCAACCAAUAAUACUCAAAACACUAUCUUGUUUCUUUUUAAAGAAAAAACAACUUUAAAUCUUCUUGAAACUUGAAUAAAUAUUCAUACAUGUUCUUUCUAUUUCCUUUGCCAAAAUAACUUCAUAUUUUCAACCAAAAGCCUUUACCUUAGAAUUUUUUCCUUGCUUUCAUCAUAUCAUGUUCUUGAAUCUUGAAAAUCAAGUUUGAAUUUUGAUUCUUUGUUUGUAACUAUGUGCUCAGAAACAAGUACUCCGCCGCGUCUCUCUUUCUCUCAUAAUCUAUCUGAGUUUCAACUUCAAAAAGAUGUUACUUGCAUAGAAACAUUAUUGUUAGACUCAAAUUCUGAUUUUGAGUUCAACACAAGUAACAUUCUUGAGUUUGAAUCAUCUUCAGCUGAUGAACUUUUCUCUAAUGGUAAGAUCCUUCCAAAACACACCCCUUUUGUGAAAUCUAAUCAUACAAAAUUUCCUCCGCGUCCAUCGGCUUCAAAUGUUGACAAAAUGAAGAAAGAAAGUAAUCCAAGGUGGAUCUUGGCUCAGUCCGGAACAGAAACCGUUCGAGAGCUUUUAAAUGUGAGUACUAAUAAUGAGAAAAAACAUCAUUCCAAGUCUUUUUGGGGAUUUAGUAGAAGCAAAAGUCUCAAUUGUGAUACAAAGAAGAAUUUGAGUUUUUCUUUACCUCCUUUGUAUAGAAGUAACUCAACUGGUUCGGCGAAAAAAAUGAGUUCAAACAAGCAAACAUCAUCAGCAACAACAAAAUCAUCAUCAUGGUCUAACAUAAAUUUGUAUCCUAUGCAAAAAUCUAAUUCAGGUAAGAGUUAUGGAGGAUCUUAUGGAAAUGGUCAUUGGAUUAGUCCUGUUCUAAAUGUACCAACUCCUUGUGUUUCAAAGGGAAGUGCAAAUUUCUUUAGGUUUGGUUCGUUUUUAAGUAUUGGAAAGGUUAAGAAGAAUAAGAAGUGAUUUUGUUCAUAUGUAUCACAAUCAUAUCAUAACAUAUUAUAAUGUAAUAGUUUCAUCUUUCUUGUUAUCAUAUUUAUUUUUUUGUUCUGAACAAUGAAGUUAAUUAGAUUGGUUUGUUUUGAUUA